GUGGGGCGGGUUUGCUGCGACACCGAGGGCGGCAGGCUGAAUGCACAGUCGCUGCUGCUGGAGGGCAGCCAGAAGACGAGCCAGGGUGCCCGCGCAAGGCUGGAUGUCAGCCACUGCCCGACCAAUCGCCUCUUCCCUGGCCAGGUGGUGGCCAUGCUGGGCACCAACCCCAGCGGCCACUGCAUCGUGGCAAGCCAGCUACUGCCGGGUGCGGCUGCAGCACCACUGCCAUGCACCAGCCUGGAGCAGCUGGCCACCUAUGCGACGGCCACGGGGGCGCGUGGGGUGUUGGUGGUGGCGGCAGCAGGGCCGUUCACCUCGAGCGAGGACCUGGAAUAUGCGCCGCUGGGCGCACUGCUGGACUACUGCGCCGGCGCAAAGCCCGACGUCCUGCUGCUGGUGGGCCCUUUUGUGGAUGAGGAGCACCCGCUGGUGCGGGGCGGGCUGUUGGAGGAGACGUUUGAUGACAUCUAUGCCUCACGGGUGCUGGGCCAGAUCAGCCGGUUCAGCAAGCGGGUGGGCGGAUGCACGCAGGUGCUGCUGGUGCCAUCGACCCGGGAUGUGCAUCACCACCCGGUGCUGCCACAGCCGCCGCUAGAUGAGCUUCAGGCGGCAGCGCAGAGCGCCACCGCACUGGCCAACCCUGUUACGCUGCGCUGCAACGAGGCAGUGGUCGGCGUUGGGGCCGCCGACUGGCUGAUGGCGUGUAUCAGGGAGGAAAUGCCGCUCAGUGUGGCAGCAAAUGAGCGCCUGACAGCGCUGGCAGCACAUCUGCCGGCCCAGAGCAGCUACUUCCCAAUCUUCCCACCACCACUGGGCACGCCGCUGGACUGCAGCAAGGCAGGGGCGGCGCUGGACAUGCCCUAUGCCCCAGACCUGCUGCUGCUGCCCUCCGACCUCGCGCCCUUUGCCAAGCUCUGCCCCCUGCACCAA
Molecule: messenger RNA, 933 nt
Organism: Chlorella variabilis
Lineage: Eukaryota; Viridiplantae; Chlorophyta; Trebouxiophyceae; Chlorellales; Chlorellaceae
Exons: 2
Biological process (GO): DNA replication initiation; DNA replication
Cellular component (GO): alpha DNA polymerase:primase complex
Molecular function (GO): DNA binding
Source: RefSeq, a predicted model, not a curated record